Messenger RNA from Colletotrichum higginsianum IMI 349063, 396 nucleotides. RefSeq lists its product as uncharacterized. Lineage: Eukaryota; Fungi; Ascomycota; Sordariomycetes; Glomerellales; Glomerellaceae. Bases 1 to 396 code for a protein of 131 amino acids. The record is from RefSeq and is a predicted model, not a curated record. The transcript has 2 exons.
AUGUUUGGGCGCAUCCUCCUCACGGUUGACGGCCUCUUGCUGCUCUUCGGCGCCUUCAUGGCGGACUGGAACGAGACGCACAUUCACAAUCCGCGCUGGCCUCCGCACGCCAAAUUUCACAAUGCACAGACAAUGACGCUGUCCUCCAUCCUGGGCGCCGCGACGCUCUACUUCACGUGGCGGGCCAACGCGUCGGCUGUGAUGGCGAGGGAGUCGUUCCGCAUCGCGGGCUUCCUUGGGUCCAUCUACUGGGCGGCCGGGUGGGCGUCGCUGCUGUUCCCCGGCACCGAAGGGCUGGAUCCCGAGUUCGGCGGGCCGGGGUUCCCGCAGAAGUAUCCCUUCACGGCGGCCAUUGGGCUCGCCGUGACGGGGGUGUAUCUCGAGGGGGGGUUUUGA